Clunio marinus is the source of this 4809-nucleotide messenger RNA. Lineage: Eukaryota; Metazoa; Arthropoda; Insecta; Diptera; Chironomidae. The record is from the annotation of a GenBank genome assembly.
UCAGAAAACCAGACAGAAGGAAAUUGCAGUGAAAUGAAAGAACAGAAAGAAGUUCACCGCUGUUAGUUAGAAAGUGAAUAAAUAAAAAUAAAAGAAGGCAGAACAAUUGCGCUUGAACUAAGAAUAGAACGAAACAAGUUUUCUUAGCUUCAACCAAUUUAUCUUUCUUUCAAAACGAUAAGCAAGCAGAAUAAAUCGCAGAAAAAGAAGAAAAUGGAAAAACACUUUCACCCAAGCUCUGUCACUUUUAUUGUGUAAAUAAAGUGUGCAUGAAUAAUUGUCUUAUUAUAUUUCAAAUGGUGCAGACUUUGGUACAGACGAUGAAACGAUGAGAAACAUAAAUUAAAUUUACGAAAGAACGAAUUUAAAAAAAGAAACAAAAAAAGCUUUUAGUUUAGUCCCUUGUUGGGCUUUUGUGAGUGUGUGUGCUUUGCACAAAAAUAGUUUAUAAAAUAAGAUGUCAUCGAAGUUCAUCAACGUUUGCCGAUGUAAGCAGAAGCAAUUGCAGAGAAUUUAUGUUGUUGGUGUGCUCUCAUUCUUACCUCCGAAAGCCCGUUUCAACCCUCUCGAUACCUUCAAUGAAAAGUGGUUUUGGUAAUCGAGAGAAUAAAGGAGAAUCUGUAUGCAACGAAGAAGCUGGUGUAGCACUUGUUGGUGUUCGAUCAGAAUAUCCCAGGUACAUGGAGGAGCGAGGCUUGGGAGGCGGCAUUUAUAGAGGUGUCUCAGAUGAUAAAGGUGGAAAGCAGAAACCAAAUGUCGGAUACCGUCUCGGUCGAAGAAAAGCGCUCUUCGAGAAGCGAAAGCGUAUCAGUGACUACGCCCUCGUGAUGGGAAUGUUUGGAAUUAUUGUUAUGGUUAUUGAGAAUGAAUUGAGCAGCGCGGGAGUAUAUACGAAGCACGAGUUCUAUUCAACUGCACUGAAAACGCUGAUAUCUGUAUCGACUGUGAUUUUACUGGGACUUAUAGUAGCUUAUCAUGCUUUGGAAGUGCAGUUAUUCAUGAUUGAUAAUUGCGCCGACGAUUGGCGUAUCGCAAUGACAUGGCAACGAAUAACUCAGAUAGCAUUAGAGUUAGUUAUAUGCGCAAUACAUCCCAUUCCAGGAGACUACAAAUUCAAAUGGACAACGAAACUGUCCAACAAAAAUAAAGAAUUGGGAGAGGCGAUCGUUCCGCUGGAUGUGGCGUUAUCAUUGCCAAUGUUUUUCCGAUUGUACCUGAUUUGUCGUGUUAUGCUGCUACAUUCGAAACUUUUUACCGAUGCCUCGUCGCGUAGUAUAGGUGCAUUAAAUCGUAUUAACUUUAACACUAGAUUCGUUUUAAAAACUCUAAUGACAAUAUGUCCCGGUACGGUAUUAUUAGUGUUUAUGGUUUCACUAUGGAUAAUUGCCUCGUGGACGCUUCGUCAAUGUGAAAGGUUUCAUGAUGAUGAACACGCCAAUUUACUCAACUCAAUGUGGCUGAUUGCGAUCACGUUUUUGAGUGUGGGCUUUGGCGAUAUCGUGCCUAACACUUACUGUGGUCGAGGCAUUGCCGUCAGUACGGGCAUUAUGGGUGCCGGUUGUACAGCAUUGCUUGUUGCGGUUGUUUCUAGAAAAUUGGAAUUGACUAGAGCUGAGAAGCACGUUCACAAUUUCAUGAUGGACACUCAACUAACAAAGAGGUUGAAAAACGCAGCGGCAAAUGUUUUGAGGGAGACUUGGCUCAUUUACAAGCACACAAGAUUAGUGAAGCGAGUAAACCCUGGUCGAGUGCGAACACAUCAAAGGAAAUUUCUGCUAGCCAUUUAUGCACUACGUAAAGUAAAAAUGGAUCAACGAAAACUCAUGGAUAAUGCGAACACAAUUACGGACAUGGCAAAAACUCAGAAUACUGUGUACGAAAUUGUUUCCGAUAUGUCAACGCGACAAGAUGCCUUAGAAGAAAGAAUAUCGAGCUUGGAAGAAAAAAUUCAAACAGUUCAGGAGCAACUUGAAUCACUUCCUGAAGUUCUUACCAGAUGUCUCACCCAACAUCAAGACAGAGUCGAUCAGAGACGGAACUUUCUUCACCCCGACACCGCAAUGCUGGCAGCAUCAUCAACAGGAGGCUUGCAAUCGCAACCACCCACAAUAGGUUCGCCUUUAUUUCCACAUUCUAGAAGCAUUCCAUCACCAAACACCACUCAAGCCUCAACUUAUCAAUGGCCCAGUAGCCCCAUACUGCCACCCGUCUCCAGCCGAACACCUCAUUUAGUCCCAGAUACAGUGACACCAUCAUCAUCACAUCAGAUGGCCAUAGCAAAUUCAGCUCAUAACAACCCAACACAUAAUCAUCAUCAUAAAAGCAGCGGCAGUUGAAUCUCAGAUUAUGAUAGCGAGACGUCGAGUAAAAAUCUUUUUCACAGCACUUUGCAAACUAGUGUGAGUAGUGGUAAUGGAAGUUUCAGUAAAUUCACACGUCAAAGGGAACGUGCAUCACGUAGCAUAGAUAAAUCUUAGAAUAUUUAAAGAAAAGUGUAAUCCGUUAUCGCAAAUCUAAACAACUUCUUUCAAGCCUCCAUCUUCUUGAAAGAAUGAAAUGCGUCAAUCAAUAAACAUUAUUGAAAAAUUGGAAGCACACAAAUAGGAUUAAAAGUCAUUGAAAAGAGAAGAAAGAGAAAUAAAUAUAAAAGAUUCAGAAGAACUUACCACCAUAUGGGUGACAAUGGAAUUUCAGGGUCGAUUAAUUUGAUACUAUACGGUUGUGAGCCGAUCACACGAAAAGACAUAAAAGAAAAAUAAGAGACAUGAAACUUACUCAAAUAUGAAACUGAAAGCUUUCUCACAAAUCAGGAUAAUGAUUGACAGAUAAGUGAAAGAUAAACUUCCUGUCGAAUCCUCUUAGAAUGUUUGUAAAUUUUGUCACGUCGAAGAAAUCUACUUAUUGAUGAACGAUAAAAGGAAAGAAUGUUGGAAAUGCUGAAUUGGAAAUCUUUUUAUGAAAAAGAAAAAUUUUCUAUCUUUCAGCCGCCAGAAUAAAGUCAUGACGGAAUUCACAAAUUCAGUUAAGAAUUUUCGGAAGUUAUCUCUAACCCGCUACCGAAUUUCGAGGAACCAAAUUUUGAGCUGUUUUUGAUAUUCAAAGAAUAUAGAAAGCAGAGUAGCUGCAUAGAAAAGAAACAUCGUGGGCUGACUAGGAUUAAACGACCUUCUUGGAAGAAGAAAAAUUCAAAAUCUUAACAAAAGUAAAUAAAUAUAGAAAAAUCAUUUUUUAUGUUUAUAUUUUUAACUUCAAACAAGUCUAGUCAGUCUACAAGAAUGAAAAGCUUUACAUAGAAACAAAAUCCUACGCAUAACAUAAUUAAACUUAUUGCGUAGUUUAUGAAAAAGUCAACAAUUCUAUUUAGAUUUAUAUAAAUGAACAUCCAUAAAUGUCACAAUGUCAAAAUCACAACAUAUUUGAAAAAAAGAGAGUUUUGGUGACAAUCCACUUUUUGCUAUAUCUAUGUUCAAUUUCGAUAUAAAUAUUAAAAAUUUCAAUCUCCCUUGAACAUAUUUUCAAGAGAUUGUCAACUGAUGUUUUGGAUAAGUAAGUAACUUCUUUCAGCUUUUAAAUUAGCUUUGAAGCAAAUCAGUAGCAUAAACAGAUACAUAACUAGGUAUUUUAGUAUCAUGUUUUGUUAUCAAACUUGGUGCCUCCAAAAGGAAUAUAAUUAAAUUCUUCACUUCAUUUCAUAAACAAAAGUCAUUCAAAAUGACGUUAUUGAAAAUCUGUUCAUUUAAAUUAAUUAGACAUUUAAUAAUGAAAACUUUUAAUUAGAUAUUAAGUAGGAGAAAAUGACAAUGUUAUCACACACGAUACUUUGCUGAAAUAAAAACAAAUGAACAAAUCUAGGAAAUAGCGAAACACGCAUCGAUUUAGGACAGAAGUAGAAAUAGAAAACGAAUUCAACGUGAAUUAAAUGUUGAAGUACUUAACCUAAAUAGUGACAUUUCAUCUGCGGAAACGCACAGAUUUAUCAAAUGAUUGUGGUGAAAACGUUUUGCAAAAUUAAUAAUUGCGGUCUACUGAACUUUCGUCGAUACACAAACAACACGAUCAUAUUUAUAUUAAUAGAAGCAUUUGAAUUAAAUGAAAAAAAACACACAAUGUGAUAUUAAUUCUUAAAAGUUGAGACUUAUUUUUCUUAUCAUUAUUUUUGUUUUCGAAUAUGAUCAGAAUUUUGUUUUAAGUUUUUCUGUUCUCUUAUUUAUUAUGUCAGUAGACUAAAGCCAUUAAACAUUGUGACACUCGAACUUUGAAGUUUUGUAAAGUAUUUUUUACUAGAAAUUCUUUACUUCAUAAGGUAAGAAAUAUAAAUGAUAACAUUUAGAGACAUUGAGAAAUUCACAUUUAGCACUGAACUAUUGAUUAAGCGAAGAUUUUGUGUUUCCUUUAAGAAAGCUUCAAAUAAAUGCAAAUAGUCAAUAAAUGAGAAUCACUGCACCAACCAAGAUUUUUUCCUAAAAAAUAUUUACGUAAUUCCCAACCAAAAAAAUUGCAUAAUUACAUUAUUCUUAAAUAUAUUAAAAAAAUUAGCAUUAUGAUAAAUUAUAGAAAUAUCUUCCCCUGACCAAUCCAUAGUCAGUUUUCACUGUCUAAAAUCCACUUCAAAAGUAUCUAAAUAAAUUUCAGUCGAAACUAUGAUGAUGACGAUGAGGAAAUAAGUAAAAUUAAUGAACAUCAUUUAUAUUUUUGAAACUUGCUUCGAUAUCUACCCUUCAAUGACUGUAAGAAACUCGAUGAUUAGAAAUAAAAAAAAUUGUUAAGUUGUAUCUAACAUUAAUAGAAAAGAAGAAAAACAAAUACAGA